Molecule: messenger RNA, 1725 nt
Organism: Effrenium voratum
Lineage: Eukaryota; Dinophyceae; Suessiales; Symbiodiniaceae
Source: the annotation of a GenBank genome assembly
AUGGAAGUCACUGCCGCGCUGUCGCGGUUGGUGGACGCCUACCUCCAGCACGGCCCGGACGCGGCGGUGCUGCCCGCAGUUCGAAAAGCUUGCGACGCGCUGCAGGUAGUGCCGGCGGAUCGGAGCUAUCGCUACGCCUUCACCGAGAACUACGUGCUGCUGCUGCGCGAGGACUUGGACUACCGGCCGGAGAUCCUCAAUGCGGCCAUGCUGCAGGAGCCGGAUCUUUGGGUCAACGGCAACCUGCAUCACAUCUCGCCGGCUACUAUGCAGAAAGGCCGCCAUCUCAGGAAGUGCUUCCUUCAAAUCUGCGAUCUGCUGGCGCAUCCGGGCCGGGAGGUGAGCUUGUUGGUGUCUGGGCGCCUGAAGCGGGCGCUGUCGGUCUUCGAGCAGGCCUGGGUGAGGUACGAGGAGUCGUACGUCCGGGACCUCAUUGUCAUCGAGACCUUCGCCCGGCGCCCCCUGGAGCGCGCAGUGCACGUGGAGCUGGCGCUCCUUGAGCUGGAGUAUCCCAGCGACUCACGGCGCAAGCCGCCGACACCGACUCAACCGACUCUGAUCCCGAAGCCGGUGGGCCUGCAGCCGCCCCAGCUGACAGCCCCGACGGAAAGGCCGAGCGACUCCGCCCACGCCCGGGACCGAACGGCCUCUGCGGCAACAGAGCCAUCUUUGCCACACCGGCACCGCCAUCCGGACCUCCGUGCCGAGGACUUCUCCGCCUUCUCCCACGACUCGGAGUGCGAGUGCCCCAGGUCGCGCCAGCAGACGCGCUCUGGAGAGGCAAUGGCACCGGCGGCCGCCGCCGCGGUCUCCGCGGCUCAGACCGCACGGGCCGCGCGGAAGUGCGAGCUGCGGCACCUGGCGUUUUCUGCCGCGAGCUGCGCGCGGCACUCGCCCAGGAGGUUGCUGCUGGAAGAGCUCCUGCACCGCGUGGGGGAGCUGAACGCCUGCGCCAAUGCCAAGGGCAAGGGACGCCAGGACAUGACAGUGUCUGUGUUGGAGGCGGCGGCCGACAGCUACCUUACCGAGGACAGGGCCAACGACCCGACCAGCCGGGCGCGGAAGGCCCUGGCCUGCGCGGUCCUGGAAGGCUUCCUGGAAGUCCGGCACUACUUGUCGGCGGUGUCGAUGCGAAUGCUGUGGAUCGACCCCCAGCUCUCCAGCAAUGAGGACCUGGAGGGAUCAUUGAUGGCGUGGGAAGAUGCAUGGGAGCUUGGAACUUCCUUUCUGCUCAAGCCCGAGUUGCGCGACGCCAUAUGCGGCGUGGCUGCGGACACUUCCUGCGCAUGCGAGUUUGAACCGACACUGGCUGGCUUAAUUGAAGAUCAAGAUGCCGAGCUUUUCAUGAUCUUGCCGAGGCUGGUGCUGCUGAGCGGCCUCCGGUCGCCCUCGCACCUGGCCCUGGCGCAGGAGAUUCUGCCGGAGCUGGAGGCGCCCGUGCAGGAAGGUGCGCAGCCGUAUCCCUUUGCAGAAUUGAGGCAAGCGCUGGGACAGCUGUCGAUCCACCAGGGCGAUGGCUGGCAGUUUUUGAUGGCCAAGGCGAUCCAAGGUCCAGGGCAGGCUGCCGCGGAUGAGCGCGGCAGGGCGGUGGAGGCCUUCCUCAGGCAGCUGGAGGGCUUCAGCAUUCAGCUGCAGCGCAAGCAGCCGGAGGUGUGGAAUCGCUGCUGCUGCCUUCUGCUGCGCUGCGUAUCAGCGGCAGCAGACUCGACCUGUGUCGCUUUGUGA